AUGUCCGAACUCACAUCGGAUAUGCGACCUUUGCCAGCCCAGGGCCUCGAACCACACGACGUCGUGAAUAUACAGUUUACAUCGGGGACAACAUCUAUGCCAAAGGCGGCUUGUUUAACACACCGGUCUAUCUUGAACAAUGGUGCUCAGAUUGGUGACCGGAUGAUGCUCACACCUAAAGAUGUGGUCUGCUGUCCACCACCCCUUUUCCACUGUUUCGGAUGCAUUCUAGGAUAUAUGGCUACCGCCACGCAUGGAUCAGCCAUCGUGUUCCCUGCUGAAUCAUUCAACGCCGUCGCUACACUCAAAGCGGUCCAAGAGGAAAAGUGCACGGCACUUUAUGGUGUCCCCACAAUGUUUGUCGAGGAGCUGGAACUCCUAGCAAACGGGACUAUUCCAUACGAGGGCUUCCAGUAUCUACGAACGGGGAUUGCCGCUGGCAGCAGCAUCCCCGCGGAGUUGAUGAAGAAGCUCCACAAGACUUUAAACUUGACGGAGCUAACCAUAUGUUAUGGUAUGACAGAGACUAGCCCUGUCUCUUGCAUGACCACCACAGACGACCCAAUCGAUAAGCGCAUCAACACCGUUGGCCGCUUGAUGCCUCAUGUGGAAGCGAAGGUUGUCGACCCCGUAGACCAUAGUAGAAUUCUCCCGGUGGGCUCCAAGGGAGAACUCGCUGUCAGUGGUUAUCUGGUCAUGAAGGAAUAUUGGAACGCUCCAGAGCAAACCGCCGCAGCCAUGAGAGCCGAUGAUGAAGGGAAGAUCUGGAUGCACACCGGAGACGAGGCAUCAAUGUCGCCUGAUGGGUACGUCACCAUCACAGGUCGUAUUAAGGACCUAAUCAUUCGUGGCGGUGAGAAUAUACAUCCACUGGAGAUCGAGAACUGUCUUUUCGCCCACCCUGGGGUUUUGAACGUAUCGGUGGUGGGGGUUCCCGAUCAAAGAUAUGGCGAAGUGGUCGCUGCGUUUGUCGUCGCACGAGAAAAUGGAGAAAAGAGAGUCACUCCCGAUGAUAUCAAGUCAUGGGUGAGAUCAAAAUUAAGCAAUCAUCUCGGUAAGCUCCUAUCUCGUUUUCCUUAA
Messenger RNA from Coccidioides posadasii C735 delta SOWgp, 1080 nucleotides. RefSeq lists its product as uncharacterized. Lineage: Eukaryota; Fungi; Ascomycota; Eurotiomycetes; Onygenales; Onygenaceae. Gene Ontology annotation, molecular function: medium-chain fatty acid-CoA ligase activity. Gene Ontology annotation, biological process: fatty acid metabolic process. The record is from RefSeq and is a predicted model, not a curated record.